AUGUAUCUCCGGCGUGCCCAAAUCUCGCAAUUAUACACCGCCCUACUCCAAACCACCCACCCGCUCUCCCCGCCCGUCCUGAUCUUGACGGCUCUCACGGUCGAUAGCUUAUGCGCCACACGCAUUUUGACGGCUCUCUUGAGGCGAGACUACAUCCCGCACAAAGUGCAGCCGGUCGCUGGCUACAAUGACGUGCAGCGAGUAGGGCAAGAGCUGGUGUUGCCUCUCACGCGACAACGCGGGGGUGAGGGAGGCGUGGUGGUGUGCCUCGGUGUCGGCGGGCUCGUGGACGUGGAAGAAGUUCUCGGCCUCGACGAUCCUAAUGCUGAAGAUGGAGGCCACGUGCGAGAUCAUGGAGUUGAGGUCUGGCUCAUUGACGCCAGACGGCCGUGGAACUUGCAGAAUGUUUUUGGCUCGGGAGCCUCGCUCGACCCUGCGAAUGAAGAAGGUGCAGUUGCGGCGAAACGAGGGGUCGAUGCGGGGCAGCUCCUGCCUACAUACCGGCCGGGCAGAGGCGGAGUGAUCGUCUGGGAUGAUGGCGAUAUCGAAGCCGAGCUGGCUGUAGAGAAGGAGGCAUUCAUGGAAUUGCAGAAGAUGCCGGAGAUCACCGAGGACGACCUAAUGCUUGAGGAGCGGGAUAGUCAACGCGAAGACCAAGAUGAACCCCCGGACUCUAGCGGCAGUGACUCUCGUAAACGGAAAGCCUCUAGCCAGGAAAGCGACGACGAGGCUGAGGACAGUGACGAAGAGCGACCGCGUCAACGACGUCGAAGCAACAGUAGCACACCGAUCCCGUCGUCGCCUGGAGGCAAUCCCUUUUCGGCUCAGGUGCUAAGAUCAUCGACACCGCCAACAUCCUCGCAGCCCCAAUCACCUGCUACGAUGCCCUCAUCUCCACCGAAGCAGCCUUCGCAGCGACAGCUGAAACGCCAAUUGCUCAAAUUCCGACGCAAGCAUGAGGCCACGCUGGAAGCCUAUCACAAUCUUGGCACAUCGUACGCGGAACCGGUCAGCAGUAUCUUGUACUCACUUGCAUCUGAACUGGGACGAGAAGACAACGAUUUGCUGUGGCUGGCUAUCGUCGGUAUCUCCUCCAUCGACCUCUCGCCCCUGUCACAGCCCACAUCCUCCACCAGAGAUAGCAAGGGCCAACGGACCAUGGAUCGCGCUGAGCAGAUACGGGAAGUGCUCCGCGAUGAAGUGCGCCGUCUCAAUCCCAUACCCGAGAUUGAGCUUCGGCGAAGCCAGAGUGCGGGCGAGAACAUCAUCCCCACGCACGCGAGGUCUGCCACCGACACUGCCAUCCGCCUGUCGCCGGAGCCCAAGUUUCUACUCAUCCGACAUUGGAGCUUGUAUGACAGCAUGCUGCACAGUCCCUUCCUGUCCACUCGUCUACACGUGUGGAGCGAUGCGGGCCGGAAGCGAUUGAACAAGCUCCUUGCGAAGAUGGGUGUCAGUCUGCAGGAAGCGGGCAAGGGCUAUGUGCACAUGGACAUGGAGAUCAAACGCUCCCUGCGCCAGCGCAUUUUGAAGUUUGCCGAGAUGUACAAUCUCGAGGGUCUCGUGCCGGGGGAUGAUGGGAGAUCUGGCAAAGAGGGCUGGGGCUUCGUGCGCAGCUGGGGAUGGAAGGCCACGCUGUCGGCUGUCGAUGUGGCGAUGACCGUCAGCGCCAUCUUGGAAGUGGGGACGGGAAGUAUAGGCAGCGGAUGGGACAUGAAGUUCGAUUCAGGCCGUGGCCCUGCGACUUACAACAGCAGAAUGCGGGCCUUGCCAACGCCACCGCAUUCCGAGGAUGGAAGCUCUCAGAUGGAAGGCCAAGCGUCCGGCGCGGCCGACGCGCCCGACUGGACGACGUUUCGAUUCUUCGCUGCCUACGAUGCCCUAAGCCCGAUCACGACUUCGUCUACGCAAGGAUUGAGCGUGCUGCUCAAUUACAUCCCGACGGCGCAGAAUCUGCACCGUGCCAUUCUGCGCACGGGCUCGGCGUUGAUCGCUAAGAAACAGAUCCGCCACCUGCGAGCCUUCCGAAUGGGCGUGGUCAAGGAGGGGCCCGACGUGCCCACGUUCACUCACCCGGGCGCCCUUACGCAGCUCGCAGGUUGGGUUUCGGAGGCAGUUGCCGUGCUCGAUGCGGAAAAGGGCAGCAGUCGCAAGGCGGCCGCAGACCAGGCUCUCGUCCUGGGAUGCAUGGACGAGGCGCGAGGGGAGAGGGAGGAGAAGAGAAAGCGAAAGCAAGCGGCACGAGCGGCGAAGCAAGCGGAGAGAGCGAGGAAGCGGGAGGAGCGCCGGCGCAUUCGACGGGAGAUUCAGGAAGCCAACGGGCUGAUUGACAGCGAUGACGAGGACGGCAGCGACAGCGACUCGACCGAGUCUGCCAGCUCGGCGUCGAGUGAUGGCUCUGACUCGGAGUCGGACGAUGAGCUUGCGGAUGCGAGGAAACGGAGGGGAUAUGGGGCGAAUCGCUUUGGGCAGGCGUUCCAGGAGGUGGUGGAGGAGACGGGGGCGCGGGUGCGCAUUGAUUCGUUUGAGCAUAGCGUUGUGGAGGUGAAGAAGGAGGACUUGGCGGGGUUUCUGGAGGCACUGUCACUCAAGAGUGUGGUUGGGUAG
Molecule: messenger RNA, 2607 nt
Organism: Neohortaea acidophila
Lineage: Eukaryota; Fungi; Ascomycota; Dothideomycetes; Mycosphaerellales; Teratosphaeriaceae
Product: CDC45 family
Exons: 2
Coding region: 1-2607 (868 amino acids)
Biological process (GO): mitotic DNA replication preinitiation complex assembly; double-strand break repair via break-induced replication; DNA replication initiation
Cellular component (GO): DNA replication preinitiation complex
Molecular function (GO): single-stranded DNA binding; chromatin binding; DNA replication origin binding
Source: RefSeq, a predicted model, not a curated record